GCGAGUAUCAUGGCGGCGGCAGUUCAGUCAAGUCAUACGAUGCAGAACUCUCAUCUCGACGCUCUCCUGCCCGAGUGGAUGAAAAAUGAGCUUCUUACGGGAACUUCCAUCAUGGCUGUCGAGUUUGACGGUGGUGUGGUUGUGGGAGCCGAUUCCAGGACCUCGCUAGGAACUUAUGUCUCAAAUCGUGUGACUGACAAGUUAACACGUGUCACUGACAGCAUCUACUGUUGUCGUUCUGGUUCAGCAGCUGACACCCAGGCUAUUGCAGAUAUUGUGUCUUCACACAUGGAGAUUCUACAUGGUUCCCAAACCCAUAGUUUUAACCCAAAUAAUGGGAACAAGGAUGUGCCUGAGGGUCACAACAUGCUCAUGGCUGGGAUCAUUGUUGCUGGCUGGGACAAGACCAAUGGUGGCCAGGUGUACACAAUCCCCUUGGGUGGUAUGAUUGUGCGACAGCCCGUUGCCAUUGGCGGUUCGGGCAGUACUUUCGUGUGGGGCUACGUAGAUGCAACCUACAAGCCUAACAUGAACAAAGAACAGACAGUUGAUUUUGUCAAAAACACACUGACCCUUGCCCUGACCCGUGACGGAAGCAGCGGAGGUGUUGUGCGUGUUGCAAUCAUUACCAAGGACGGGGUAGAACGCCGCGUGUUCUUGCAUAAUGAACUGCCAGAAUUCUACCAGGGAUAGUUGAUAAACAUUGUUCUGAAUUUGCUUCUUCAUUUGUCUGCCUUGCAUGAUCGUUUGAAAAAUGGUCUGCGCAUUAAUUUUAUUUUUUUCUAAAGCAUAAGCACAUUAUGGGGAAGAAGCAGUUAAUUUAGUGGAGUGAUUACAGUACCAGUGGAAUAAUAACUUUGUAACUGAACUUUUUAUUUCAGUAAAAGUGAAAAAUAGAA
Molecule: messenger RNA, 899 nt
Organism: Penaeus indicus
Lineage: Eukaryota; Metazoa; Arthropoda; Malacostraca; Decapoda; Penaeidae
Gene: Prosbeta1
Product: proteasome subunit beta type-6-like
Exons: 6
Coding region: 10-693 (227 amino acids)
Cellular component (GO): proteasome core complex
Molecular function (GO): threonine-type endopeptidase activity
Source: RefSeq, a predicted model, not a curated record